AUGAACGAUUAUUGCGGCAAAAAUUUCGAAAUCUUCAUUGCAAAGAGAGUACAAUGCAAUGAAAGAAUUGCAAGACUUGCGCGAGAAGGAUUUCACGAUAACGAAUCCAAAAAUUGUUACUUGCUAAUGGAUUGGAUCAAGUAUAACUCAUUAUCAACUUGGAUCAGGAAGAAAGGUCAAGAUAAUGGUGAUAUUAUAAGAAGCAUCAUCAAAGUUAUUAAAGUUAUACAUGAAAGAGGAUGGCUUCAUAGAGACACUAAGCCAGAAAACAUUCUUGUAGAGAAUGAAAGCCCCCUUUCUUUAUUAAUCACGGAUUUUGGAUUAAGCAGCAAAAUCAGCUCAAAUCCAAGUGAUAAAAGAGGUGCUCCUGAGGUUUUGAAGAUGCAACCUCAAAAUGAAUCUGCGGAUUGGCGGUCUAUGGGUCACCUAAUAUAUAGCUGUUAUGAGGAAUAUCUGUUACAACCUCUAAAGUUAUGUCUGAAAGUUAUUUUGGUGGAGAUAGAACACAAGUUGCAAAUGAUAAAGGACGGGAAUGAGCCCGUUAUAAAUAAAAUUAUAGAGAGAGGAUAUGCAGAUGUGUUGGCAAUGGACAUAUCCAUUGAUAUAACAAUCGACAAUGGACAGUUUUCCAUUGUGUCCAUUGCAUUGUCCAUUGUGUCCAUUGUGAUUGACGUAUUACAAAUCUCGAUUAAACUUAAAUGGAAAGAUUAG
Messenger RNA from Funneliformis caledonium, 711 nucleotides. NCBI's taxonomy places the organism in Eukaryota, Fungi, Glomeromycota, Glomeromycetes, Glomerales, Glomeraceae. The record is from the annotation of a GenBank genome assembly.